AUGGAAUCACUUGUGUCUGCAUCUGUAGCACAGGCAGUGAAAACGUUGGUGCAGCCAAAGGAGGAAGCGAAGGAUUGGGAGUUGCAGUUGAAGCGGGAGCAGGAGAGGCAGGAGGAGGAGCGGAAGCGCAAGGAGGCGGCCGAGGCGCACCUGUUCACGGUCAUCAAGGUCUCUUGCGACAAGGAUUUGCGGCAGCAGAUCGGCCGCGACCGCAUCUUCGACCUCGUAGACCACGAGCACGUGACAAGCUUCCGCUUGCCAAAGCAGAUGCAGUUUGUGGACUUCCAGAGGAAGGUGGAGAGGGACGUGGGCGUUCCGGUGGCAGGGCAGCGGUUCUGGCUGUGGACGCGGCGGCUGAACCACACUUACCGCCCCCACCGGCCGCUUAAUCCCGCGGAAGAGGGCAUGACGGUGAGAAAGGUCUACCCGGGUGGGGCAGCUGAGGAAAUUAGUGUGCAGGGCACAAGCAAUGGAUCUGUGUCUGCUCCCCCAAUCUAUUCCAACCCUUCUCUUCCCUUAUCCUCUCGCCUCCUCCCACCCGCCCCCUCCCACCCGCCUCCUCUCACCCGCUUCCUCUUUCAGGUGGGGCAGCUGAGGGACUCAGUGUGCAAGGCACAUGCCAUGGACCUGCGUUUGUUCCUAGAAGGCACGCUGACCCCCCCCUGUAAUCCCCCUCUUCCCUAUCCCUCCAUCCUACCCCUCAUUUCCUACCCUUUGUCACCGCACGAAGGCCCGGGGUCCAUUGCUUUCAAGAACCGGCCAUUUGCUCUACCACAUCAGAGGGCCAAGGACGACAUUCUGCUCUUUCUCAAGUUCUACAACCCAGUCACUGAAACGCUUAGGUACGUGGGUCGUUUCUUUGUGAAGCUCGAACAGAAACCUGGAGAUGUGCGAGAGAAGGUCAAGGAGAUGUGUGACCUCGCUCCCACCAAUGACAUCCUACUCUUUGAGGAAUUAAAGUUCGAGCCAAGUGUGAUAUGUGUGGCCCUGGAGGACAAGGUCACGUUCAAAGGCGCGAAGCUGGAGGAUGGCGAUAUUGUCUGCGUGCAGCACGCCAACCUGCUAGCCCAAGAGGGUGCGGCUGCUGCUGCUGGGGCUACUGGGAGUGGUGGUGGGAGUGUGGUGAGGUACCCUGACGUGCCGUCCUUUUUGGAGUAUGCGCGCAACCGGCAGCUGAUGCACUUACAGUAG
Molecule: messenger RNA, 1191 nt
Organism: Closterium sp. Naga37s-1
Lineage: Eukaryota; Viridiplantae; Streptophyta; Zygnematophyceae; Desmidiales; Closteriaceae
Source: the annotation of a GenBank genome assembly